GACUGAAGCGAUUUCUGCUUAACCCGUGGUGUUAAGACUCGGAAACGAUGCCAGGAGACUCCAGAAGGAUAGCCGGCCCGCAGGACAGCCGGGCUCCGCACUGGUUCGGCAGACAGCAAGAGACACACCAGGAGGCUGGUGGGACCAGACAGGACGGGAGAGGGGACCAUGACCUUCGACCUGUGUACCUGCACACGGGUGUGGUUAGCCAGGCCACAGGGUCAGCCUACAUGGAGAUGGGACAGACCAAGGUCAUCGCAGCUGUAUACGGUCCCCGUGAGAUCUCCCGUCGUGAAGAGUUCACCAUGAAAGGCAGACUGUGCUGUGAGCUGAAGUUUGCUACGUUCUCCUGCAGACAGAGGAGACAGCAUAUACAGGAUAACCAAGAGAGAGACGGAUCACUGAUAGUUCUGCAAGCUUUGGAACCAGCUGUGUGCCUGGACAAGUUCCCCAAGUCUCAGGUUGACGUGUACAUCACAGUGUUACAAGAUGAUGGCAGCGCGUUGGCAGCUGCAAUCACCUGUGCUGCGCUGGGAUUGGCCGACGCAGGAGUCAUGAUGUACGACGUCGUGGUGGGAUGUUCCGUGAGACAAUGUGGAGAAGACCAAUGGUUAGACCCAAGUGUGAGGGAGGAGUUCAGGCCAGAGGUAGAGAGUGCAGGUGACCAUGGGAUGGUGACGGUGGGGCUUCUGCCUUCCCUAAACCAGGUGUCGGCUCUCGUGUUAGAUGGACACCUGCAACAACAAACAGCUGUACAGGCUGUUAAGACGUGCAUCAGUGGCUGCCAAGGAAUCUACCCGAUCCUUAAAGACUGUCUGGUGUCGUCUACAAGGAGGAACGUCCCUUCUUUGGAGCAGAAGUCAGGCCAGACCAGCACAGAUGGACAGAAUGGGCAGACAUGAGACUUGGAAUAAAAUCUGACCAUGGAAGGGGGAGGGGGGUCUGUUCUAAUAUAAUAUAGCAGAUUAUAUCUUGUAUGCUAAUAAUGACACGUUUUCCAGUGGAUAAUAAUAGUUAAGUCACAAACUAUGUUCCCAGAUUAUAACAUACAUGGUAAACUAUGCAUUUCUUGUCUUGAAAGUUCAACCUCCUUAGUUUAAACUGUAACUUAAUUUUCAACGUAAGAAAUUGGACUGAAAUUGUACAGUUGGUCUCAUUGUUCCAUAAUUUCAAUGAAUAUAAAACAUGGAAGUGAUGUGCAAGCACCAUCUUUACAUAGUUGUUUUUCUAUUCUAACAUCAAGAAAAAUUACAAUUUGGACAAAUCGGG
Molecule: messenger RNA, 1269 nt
Organism: Branchiostoma belcheri (Belcher's lancelet)
Lineage: Eukaryota; Metazoa; Chordata; Leptocardii; Amphioxiformes; Branchiostomatidae
Product: exosome complex component MTR3-like
Exons: 10
Coding region: 48-902 (284 amino acids)
Biological process (GO): poly(A)-dependent snoRNA 3'-end processing; U4 snRNA 3'-end processing; rRNA catabolic process
Cellular component (GO): nuclear exosome (RNase complex); cytoplasmic exosome (RNase complex); nucleolus
Source: RefSeq, a predicted model, not a curated record